AUGGAAGCUUGCUCCUUGCAGUCAGCAACAGUAACCACUGUACCCUCCUCUUUUUCUCAUGGGUUUAAAGACAAGCCUUUUCUACGUGGUCAGGUCCUCAAGAUUUCCAAUUCAGAGAGGUAUCCAAAUGUCAGAAAGCUUGGAUUUCUUCGUACCAAAGCUCAAGCUUCAGGGACAAAGAAUUCCAGCUCAGAGAUAGUUGAGGAGGUCACAGGAAGGGUAGGUCUGAAAGAUGAGAAUGUGGUAUUUGUUGCUGGUGCUACUGGUAAAGUUGGUUCACGAGCAGUAAGGGAGCUUUUGAAACUUGGGUUUCAAGUCAGAGCUGGCGUCAGGAGUGCUCAGAGAGCCGCCACCCUUGUGCAGAGUGCUAAGCAAAUGAAGCUUGAUGUUGAAAGUGCAAGCCAAGGAAGCCAACCUGUAGAAAAGCUUGAAAUUGUGGAGUGCGACUUAGAGAAACAAGAUCAGAUUGGACCAGCAUUGGGAAGUGCUUCAGUUGUCUUGUGCUGCAUUGGUGCAAGCGAGAAGGAGAUUUUUGAUAUUACCGGACCAUAUCGGAUUGACUAUCUGGCUACCAAAAAUCUUAUCGAGGCAGCAACUGUUGCAAAAGUUAACCACUUCAUAUUGCUUACAUCUCUGGGAACAAACAAGGUUGGAUUUCCCGCAGCUAUUCUUAAUUUAUUUUGGGGUGUCCUGAUUUGGAAAAGAAAGGCAGAAGAGGCACUGAUAGCCAGUGGACUUCCCUACACUAUAGUGAGACCCGGUGGAAUGGAACGGCCUACUGAUGCUUACAAGGAAACUCAUAACAUUACUCUCUCAACGGAAGAUACUUUAUUUGGAGGUCAAGUGUCGAACCUGCAGGUAGCUGAGCUCAUGGCGUGCAUUGCCAAAAAUCGUGGGCUUUCUUAUUGCAAAGUAGUUGAAGUAGUUGCAGAAACAACUGUUCCAUUGACUCCUCUGGAGGAACUUCUGGCAAAGAUACCAUCUCAACGCGCUGACAUUUACUCACCAAAGGAAUUUGGUGGUAGUGCUGCUGCUGCUGCUUCUGAUCCAGAACCUUCUAAGAGUGCCACACCUGAGAAACCAAGCACUCCCAUUGAGAAAGUACCGUCUAAAGAAGUGCUCGUAAAACAGCCAUCAUCUCCUUAUAUUGCCUAUGAAGAUUUGAAGCCACCAACAUCUCCUACUCCAUCAUCUCCUUAUACUGUUGGUGCCAAGAAAGCAACUGAUUUAGAUGCCACGCCUUCAGCACCAGAGGCCACCCCUUCUCAGGAAACUUCAAAAGCUAUUUCAGAUGAGAAAAUCAGCAUAGAAGAGACUCCAACUUCUGUGAAUGAGAAUAGUUCUCCCUCUCAUGAAGUGUUAAUAACACAGCCUCUUUCACCUUAUUUCGUUUAUGAGGAUUUCAAGCCACCAACUUCUCCAAGACCAACACCUGCUGGUCCCAGAAAAAAUCCUUUGGAUGCCUCAGAUUCGGUAGAAGUUUCCUCCACACCGGUAGAAGCUGUAUCACAAUCAAGUGGAGGCAAUGAUGCUACGGCAAGCGGUGCGUCUGUUUCUCCCCAGAAACCCACUCAUAGCCAUUCACCCUACCCUGCAUAUGACGAUUUCAAGCCCCCUUCAUCACCAUCUCCUAGUCCUCCGACCACAUCACUCCUUUCAACACCAGCUGCAGACAAUGGAUCCCAGCCGGGUACCUUAUCAGUCAACAGAACAGUCAAAAUUCCAACAGAACAUACACAAAGUGACACAGACCAACAUACCAAACCAAAGCCAAAACCACAAUCACCUUUCACUAUGUACGAAGACUUAAAGCCUCCAGCAUCGCCCAUGCCAUCCCUAAAGAAAUCCUAGUCCCAUCAAUUUUUUACAAGAACCAUAUAUAGGUGCUAGUAAAUCUGAACUUUGCACCAAGGAUUGGCAAAGUUUGUAUACUCAUGAAGAGGAAGCAGCUGAGAUUGCGGGAGUCUUAUUCUUGGAAACUAUAAUGUCAACAGUGUAUGUGUAACUGUGUGAAUAUAUACCUCAAGAUUAUGCAAACUCCAGCAACGUAAUUUCGCUUGAAUAAAUGAUAAUUUUA
Messenger RNA from Fragaria vesca subsp. vesca, 2077 nucleotides. RefSeq names its product protein TIC 62, chloroplastic-like. The transcript is spliced from 15 exons. The record is from RefSeq and is a predicted model, not a curated record. Bases 1 to 1851 code for a protein of 616 amino acids. NCBI's taxonomy places the organism in Eukaryota, Viridiplantae, Streptophyta, Magnoliopsida, Rosales, Rosaceae.